UGCGAACCUGAGACAGGACGGGUUGAUCUAUUGCUUGGGGGACGCAAAGAAAUACAGCACACUAAUAUUCAACAUAACUGUGAUCGAAUCGAUGCAUUAGGUUAAUUUACUCGUCUGUGGCUAUCAUAUGGAUGGCAGGGAAAGGAAUUAUGAAUCGUGGACGUGCGGGCGAUAAUCUUAUCCCAUUCGCGCUCAUGUGUCAGAGCAUUACGGAAUAGCCGACUCUAGGCUCCGCCAGCUCUGUUCGCUUCCGCCCUGCCGGGAGACACGCCUGGGCCGAGCUCACAGUCGCGGUCAGUCCGGGAAUGGCUGGAAUGAUUGACAAUAUUCCUCUGCAGCCGGUACGGCACAAAAAACGCCAUGACAACAAAAAUAAAAUGGGGUGCUGUCCAUGGUCGAGGUGCUGUGGAUCAGGGGAAUUUCGACCUAGGACAGUAUGGCUAGGCCACCCUGAGAAAAGGGAACAGCGGUACCCUAAGAACGUCAUCAAUAACCAAAAAUAUAAUUUCUUCACUUUUCUUCCUGGGGUGCUGUUCAACCAGUUUAAGUACUUCUUCAAUCUGUACUUUCUGCUGCUGGCCUGCUCUCAGUUUGUAAAUGAACUCAGACUAGGCGCUCUGUAUACUUACUGGGUUCCACUGGGCUUUGUUUUGAUCAUCACCAUAGUAAGGGAAGCAGUCGAAGAAAUACGAUGUUUUCUGCGGGACAAAGAGGUCAAUUCACAGAUUUAUAGCAAGCUCUGUACAAGAGGAACCAUGAAGGUGAAAAGUAGCAGCAUCCAGGUUGGAGAUCUUAUCAUCGUCGAAAAGAAUCAACGUGUUCCUGCUGACAUGAUCUUCCUACGGACCUCUGAAAGAAACGGCUCAUGCUUCCUUAGGACUGACCAACUGGAUGGAGAAACAGACUGGAAACUGCGCCUCCCAGUGGCCUGCACACAAAGACUCCCCACUGCAGCAGACCUUCUACAGAUAAGGUCAUUUGUGUAUGCAGAGGAACCUAAUAUCGAUAUCCAUAACUUCAUUGGUACCUUUACCAGGGAGGAUGGAGACCCUCCAGUCAACGAGAGUCUAAGUAUUGAGAAUACGCUGUGGGCCAGCACUGUUGUUGCCUCAGGUACAGUGAUUGGGGUUGUGAUUUAUACUGGCAGAGAACUUCGCAGUGUUAUGAACACGUCCAACCCAAGAAACAAGAUUGGACUUUUUGACCUGGAGGUGAACUGCUUGACCAAGAUUCUGUUCGGGGCCCUGGUGGUGGUCUCUCUGGUCAUGGUCGCUCUGCAGCACUUUGCUGGUCGCUGGUACCUUCAGAUCUUCCGCUUCCUGUUGCUCUUUUCCAACAUAGUGCCCAUCAGUUUGCGUGUCAACCUGGACAUGGGCAAGAUGGUGUUUAGCUGGAUGAUCAAGAAAGAUUCAAAAAUCCCAGGAACUGUGGUCCGAGCCAGCACCAUCCCAGAGCAGCUUGGGCGAAUCUCAUAUCUCCUGACUGACAAGACAGGGACUCUCACCCAGAAUGAAAUGGUGUUCAGGCGUCUUCAUCUUGGCACCGUGGCGUAUGGAAUGGAUUCCAUGGAUGAAGUGCAAAGUCAUGUGUUCAGCGCAUAUACUCAGCCUUCACAUGACCAGCUGGCAUCCAGAGCACCAGCCACCACUAAGGUGAGGAAGACCAUCAGUAGCCGAGUACACGAGGCAGUGAAGGCCAUUGCACUCGUGCACAAUGUGACACCCGUGUACGAGGGGAACGGCGUGACCGAGCAAGCCGAGGCCGAGCAACACUACGAGGACACAUGCAGGGUGUAUCAAGCCUCCAGCCCUGACGAGGUGUCACUGGUGCAGUGGACUGAGAGUGUUGGACUGACUCUGGUGGGAAGAGAUCAGUCCUCUAUGCAGCUGAGGACCCCUAGUGGUCAAAUCCUCAGUUUCACCAUACUUCAGAUUUUCCCUUUUACCUAUGAGAGCAAGCGGAUGGGAAUCAUAGUGCGUGAUGAGUCAACUGGAGAGAUCACGUUUUAUAUGAAAGGAGCUGAUGUUGUGAUGUCUGGGAUAGUACAAUACAACGACUGGCUGGAAGAGGAGUGUGGGAACAUGGCCCGUGAGGGGCUGCGAGUCCUCGUGGUGGCUAAGAAAUCUUUGACAGAGGAGCAGUAUCAGGAUUUUGAGGCACGCUAUGUCCAAGCCAAGCUGAGCGUCCACGACCGAUCACUUAAAGUGGCCACGGUCCUCGAGAGUCUGGAGAUGGAGAUGGAGCUGCUGUGUCUGACUGGGGUGGAGGACCAGCUACAGGCUGAUGUGAGGCCAACGCUGGAGAUCCUGCGCAAUGCUGGCAUUAAAGUAUGGAUGCUGACUGGAGACAAACUGGAGACAGCCACUUGCACAGCUAAGAAUGCACACCUGGUGACUCGUAAUCAGGACAUUCACGUCUUUAGACCUGUGACCACACGUAGUGAAGCCCACCUCGAGCUCAACGCUUUCAGGAGGAAGCACGACUGCGCUCUGGUAAUAUCAGGAGACUCUCUUGAGGUAUGCCUGAAGUAUUACGAGUAUGAGUUUAUGGAACUGGCGUGCCAGUGUCCGGCUGUGGUGUGUUGCCGCUGUGCUCCAACGCAGAAAGCUCAGAUCGUUCGACUGCUACAGGAGCGCACAGGCAAACUCACGUGUGCUGUAGGGGAUGGAGGAAAUGAUGUCAGCAUGAUCCAGGAAGCUGACUGUGGUGUGGGAGUGGACGGCAAAGAGGGAAAGCAGGCCUCACUCGCUGCUGAUUUUUCAGUGACUCAGUUUAAGCAUUUGGGCAGACUGCUCAUGGUGCAUGGCCGGAACAGCUACAAGAGAUCCGCUGCCCUCAGUCAGUUUGUCAUUCACAGGAGCCUCUGUAUCAGUACCAUGCAGGCUGUCUUCUCCUCAGUUUUCUACUUUGCAUCAGUUCCUCUCUACCAAGGAUUUCUCAUCAUCGGCUACUCGACGAUCUACACCAUGUUCCCUGUCUUCUCUCUGGUUUUGGAUAAGGAUGUCAAAUCUGAAGUUGCCAUGCUUUAUCCUGAACUUUAUAAGGAUUUACUGAAGGGUCGACCACUUUCCUACAAAACAUUCCUUAUAUGGGUUUUGAUAAGCAUCUACCAAGGGAGCAUCAUCAUGUACGGCGCUCUACUGCUCUUUGAGUCGGAGUUUGUGCACAUCGUGGCAAUUUCAUUCACCUCACUCAUCUUGACUGAGCUACUCAUGGUUGCACUUACGGUGCAGACGUGGCACUGGCUCAUGAUUGUGGCUGAGCUGCUGAGUCUGGCGUGCUACAUCGCUUCACUCGUCUUCUUACAUGAGUUUAUCGAUGUCUAUUUCAUCACCACUCUAUCGUUCGUUUGGAAGGUGACCGUCAUCACGCUGGUCAGUUGCUUGCCCCUCUACAUCCUGAAAUACCUGCGCAGGCGCUUCUCGCCUCCCAGCUACUCCAAGCUGACCUCCUGAUCAGCAAAAACUCAGAACAGAAAGACGUGUUACUGGGGUGUGUUUAUUUAUCUGGUUUUUUUUUUCUGUGUGUGUGUGGGUGACUCACGCAGUUUGCACAGGCUUUGUUUCACUACACGCAGCAAGAAUGUCAAGGACCAUUCUCAAUGGUUAUGUCUGAAACCUACCGCAUGAUUCCAUAAAAAUCUUCUCAUUUGUAAAAUUUGUAGUCCCACAAAGCUAUGCAGCUUCUAGAGGGCCAUCAGAGCUGAAUCACAAGGGUACUUUUAUGCUUGAUUGCUCGAGUGAGUCAAUAGUGAGGGCUAAACUGUGGAGCUGUGGUGUGUGCACCGGAGCUUUUGAGAAGCCUGAGAGAAAAUCAUUUCAAAUUCCUUUAUUUUGCAAAAAAAGUUAGAGAAAGGGAAAGAGAAAGGGAUUUGUGUGGGUAAAGAAUUUAUAUGAAAAUGUAUUUGUUUCGUUUAAAAGUUUAAGAUUUAACUCGAUCAUUUCAAAAGUAUUACUGUGGAAGGUAUUUCUGAAAUUGAAUUCAAACCCAAAAUGGGUCUUAGGAUAAUCUUGUGUGUGUGUGUGUGUCGCUGUGUUGAUGCAGAUUUUGAAUUCAUAUUUGUCACUGAGCCCCUCUAGCAUAGUUGUGCUGUUUUUUUUUUUUUUAGCAUGUUGUUUUGUCUCAGACGGCGGUGUUGGUUUGGGCGUAAGGUUACUGAAUACCAGUGUGUUGUGUCUAAAGACCACGGUGAGUGUAACACCACAAACAAAAUGCUAUUUUAGCUUACAGCUCCCUUUUCUGGUCCCUCUGGCCAUGUCCACUCUCGCGGUGACCUCUGGUUUCCCUCACUCGUUGCAUGAAUGAGUAGAUUUCAGGCAGAACACUAACCACUUUUUCCCCUGACGGACACUUUUACUGCUCCCAGUCUAUGUCUUUAUAGAACAUAUCACUCAGACUCAUAGGGCCAAAUCACUUUUGCACGUCUGCAUUUCACAUGGUUCUAUCAUAUCAGGUUUGUUAAUGAGCUAAAAUGAUCUAACGCGUGCACUCCAUAUCGAUUAACUGUAUGUCAGUGUGUGGAUUAGUUUAAAUGUCAUUGUUUGUAAGCUACAAUAGUGACAGUCUGCCAUUUGUGCCACUUCGACUAUGUGCCAUAGUGACCACUUUUGUUGCUUUCAGGGGUGCCAACAUUUACGGUUUAGCUAAAGCAUUUUAUGAUUUUUGCUCUGUAGUAUGCAGAUACACGAACACAUAACUCAGACCUCCAUCUAGGAAAACAACAAAGAAAGUGGCAAGUGAAAGUAGGAAAGAUAGAAAGGUCUGGUCAACACUGACUACAGCAGGUGACAUUGAAUAAACAAUGAUCUGGAGAAUUUGGAGCCCAAAUCAACAACCGUGAAAUCUUUCUUUGGUAACAACCAGCUGUGUGUGGCUUAUAAUCACCAUCAUGGCCAGAUUUUUUUUUCAGCAAUUUGUGCUACUUUCUGUGGGAUCAGACUGUCCAGCGGUCCCCAUGGGCAUAAAAGGAGGCUUGGUUGCAGAUGAUCCAUGACACCAAUUUACUGGUAUAUAAUUGAUAAUUAAUGCUAUUGAGUUCACCUGGCGGUGGUAUAGCCUACAUGUUGGCUGAUCGGUAUAUAUGCCAGUACUUCCAUUAGGUUUGUCAAUUCAUGGACAUAUUAGCUUGUUAAAUCUUUAACACUGACUAUUAAGUUUAUUGAUAUAAUAUAAUUGCUAAUAAAAGCUGAAUAUGGAGCCAUCCAUGGACAUGAAGUGAAUUUCUAAGCCUUUAAAACAUUAGAUUUUUCUCUUUUCCUGCAAUUUUUUUCCCUCACAAUGUUGGCACCUCUGCAUGCAAAAUGCUCCCUGUCUUAUAAUCACUUUAAAGGUUUGUCCUCCUGGUGCAAUAAAUUAUAUUCAAGAAGGGAGUAUCUAAAAAAUUGCAUACCAAAUCAUGUUCUCUCAAAAAUCCUGUGCAAGAAAAAAACAUAUAUUGCAGUAAAUAAUUACUAAAUGAAUGAGAAUUCAAACGGCAUAUUUUGCUAGGUAUGGGAGCAAGGACCUAUUUGUCACAAGUUCAUCAACUUUAUACUACUAAUAAGUUUGAAAUCUAGACUAAAAUAAAAUGCUGUGUAUUUCAUGUGAUUUCUGUUGCUGGUAUUGUUAUUUGUUUUGUAAAUGGCCGGACUACUUUUUACUAGGCAAUGCAUUGUGAAUUGCUGUGUUGUAAAUAACUAAAAAAAUUUGAUUUUAUUUAUUAACAUUUCUUAUUUAAGUUGGAAUUUGCACAAUGAUAAAUGCAGAACAAAAAGGGACAAAAUAACUGAGUCUCAGUGUUGAAAUAAAGAUGGAGUUUUCUUAUCAUG
This is a messenger RNA of Clarias gariepinus (North African catfish), 5807 nucleotides long. RefSeq names its product probable phospholipid-transporting ATPase IIA. Gene Ontology annotation, molecular function: ATP binding; ATP hydrolysis activity; magnesium ion binding. The record is from RefSeq and is a predicted model, not a curated record. Gene Ontology annotation, cellular component: trans-Golgi network; endosome; plasma membrane. Bases 306 to 3455 code for a protein of 1049 amino acids. Gene Ontology annotation, biological process: endocytosis; phospholipid translocation; retrograde vesicle-mediated transport, Golgi to endoplasmic reticulum. Lineage: Eukaryota; Metazoa; Chordata; Actinopteri; Siluriformes; Clariidae. The transcript has 28 exons.